CGGGUAGCUAGAGUACCGGACAUUCUAAGAGUAAAGUUGGGGCAAUUUGGAGGUUGUGAACCAUAGCAGCUAUUUUCCCGCUCGUUCAGCUUCUGUGAAAUCAAAUUCGUUUGCAUGAAGAUGUGGGAAGACAGGAGGACAACUGGGGUGAGAAAGGUGAAAUGUGGCAAUGUAAUUGAGUGGGGAUUUAAGAAACCUCACCUUUGCGAUUAAAAUGGAAAUCGAGUGAUAGAGGGGAGUUAAAUUCUGGGAAUUCUAAACCAGUGUUGUUAAUAAUAAGAUGAAUUACCAGGCAAUGAAAACGGAAGUGGCAGUCCCUGGUAAUGCAUUGGACAAGAGAAAUGGAGGUGGAAAAAUGUUCGCUUCUAAUAAUAAGAUAGGAGAUAAACAAAGAGAUGAGGUUGGGGAUCAAACGGAGAUGCAUGAAGGCAUCAACAGUUGUGGACAAGAGAAUAAUACUCGUGGAAAAGAGAAUAAUACCAGUAGAGAAGAGAAGAAGGAGACAGGAUACAAUAGGGAGAAACCACCAGAAGAUGACUGCUGUCCAAUAUGUUUUGGGGAGUUUAGAGUACCUUGCAAGGCAAACUGUGGCCACUGGUUUUGCGGCAGUUGUAUCUUGCAAUUAUGGGAAUAUCGGUCAAGACCUCAAAGAUGCAGAUGCCCCUUCUGCAGCAGUGCAAUUAGUAAGCUGGCACCUGAAGUAUCAGCAGUCCAUAAGACAGAAGAUGAAGUUGUUGUGGUCCUAAAAAACAUUGAGCAGUACAACCGCUUCUAUGUUAAAGGAAUGGAAGGCUGUUUCCUGAUACUCAACUUUUAUCUUUGGAAGCAUGGGCCCUUUUUGCAUGUGUACAUCUGGAAUCUUUUGCAAGCACUGAUCAUGGUAGUUAUUAGUGCACCAGGUUUUAUGAAGAGAGUGAUGGUUGAUCUGAUAAGACAUCCAGAGAGAAUUAGGCUCAACUUUCAGAGAGUACGCUUGGUAGCAUGUACUCUGAGUCUUCUCUUGCACUUAUAUCAUAGCAUUCUUCCACCAGGGCAUCCAAGGUUAGAAAUCACCAAGAUCAGACUAUGGAUUGAUUUUGCUUCCAUCAUUUUGGUUGUCCUUCCUUACACAACGAUGUUAUGCAAGAUGUAUAUACACAUAUGGUGGCUUAGGUUCCGAAUAUGGCGAGUGAGAAGGGAAGUGGCGGCUUUACGAGCACACAAUGCUGCUUUACGACAACAGGAAGCAGCUCUACGGGCACACGUCCAUGUUGCAAGAGCGCAGGAACAAGCACAUGGAUCUAACCUAACCCAAAUGUAUAUACACAUAUGGUGGCUUAGGUUCCGAAUAUGGCGAGUGAGAAGGGAAGUGGCGGCUUUACGAGCACACAAUGCUGCUUUACGACAACAGGAAGCAGCUCUACGGGCACACGUCCAUGUUGCAAGAGCGCAGGAACAAGCAUUAGAAGAAAAUGCUGUCUUGCUCCAAAAUAAUGAUGCACUUCUGGUAGCAGUUGAUGUCGCUCGACAAGAACAGGCUGAGGGUGGUGUAGCCGAGCCAGAGGCUUCAUCAAAAGCAGAAAAGGUAGUGGCUUCACAACCAGAAACCGAUCUCAACUUAAAAGUGCUAGCUGAAGCAGCAUUACAAGGACAAGAUACAGAUGAUCGACAUGUUGAGGGUACUGCUGCUUUAGAAGAACAAACUACCAUUGCUUCAUGA
Molecule: messenger RNA, 1699 nt
Organism: Sesamum indicum (sesame)
Lineage: Eukaryota; Viridiplantae; Streptophyta; Magnoliopsida; Lamiales; Pedaliaceae
Source: RefSeq, a predicted model, not a curated record